Messenger RNA from Rhododendron vialii, 761 nucleotides. RefSeq names its product DET1- and DDB1-associated protein 1. The record is from RefSeq and is a predicted model, not a curated record. Gene Ontology annotation, biological process: positive regulation of proteasomal ubiquitin-dependent protein catabolic process. The transcript is spliced from 4 exons. Gene Ontology annotation, cellular component: Cul4-RING E3 ubiquitin ligase complex. Lineage: Eukaryota; Viridiplantae; Streptophyta; Magnoliopsida; Ericales; Ericaceae. Bases 128 to 427 code for a protein of 99 amino acids.
UUUGCAAAGACCACUUGCCUAACACAACUCUGCAACGGCUGUGCCUGUACAUACAAACAGCGGCAUUUUUCUGCUUCUUCUUCUACAUCUCUGGGAUUCUUCCAUCCAAAACCACUGCUUCCCAUCAAUGGGGUCUAUGCUCGGCGAUUGGCCUUCCUUCGACCCUCACAACUUCAGCCAACUCCGACCCUCUGAUCCUUCUAAUCCUUCAAAAAUGACGCCUGUCACCUAUCAUCCCACUCAUGAUCGGACCCUUCCACCCCCUAAUCAAGUGAUAUCUUCAGAAGCCAAAAAUAUACUCCUUAGACAUUUCUAUCAGCGUGCUGAAGACAAGCUGAGAUCAAAGAGAUCUGCCUCUGAAAAUCUGGCACCAGAACAUGGAAACAAGCAUCCGAGGGCUACUGCCUCAGAUAUGCCUCCGAACUGAGCUCUCCAACUGUUGUGUGAGGACUCUAGGGUUUCUUUUGUAUGCCUGUGUAAAUAUUCCCGUCAUCAUAUGACAAAUAUGUGUGUCCCUACUCCCUUGUAAGUGGAAGGGAACUUGUUUGCUCAUUGGUGUAAACCUAGCAAUACUGUACAUUUUGCUUGUAAAAACUACAGUUGGUCAUCACCCCAUUUUCAGGCCGUUCAUGCAUUCUCAUCCCAUGCCACAGAAACGGAUAGGCUUUGUAUUGCGUUCAUAUGUAUCUGAAUAAUACUCUGAAACUAUGUUUCAUGGCCAGGUCAUGAACAGAGAACUGCCAAUUUUUUUUCUUCCGUUA